AACGUCUCAUUUGGAUGGCCCCGAAAUUCGGCCCCAUUUCGGCUUAGGUUUCCAGAGCUGCUAGCGCCACCGGGCACACGGGUCGAAGCGGGCACCAUGGCUGGCGCCGCCGAAGUGUCAAGUUUUACACUGGGUGUGCUGGUGCCAGGUGCCGAAGCUGGCAGAUUGAUCGGGAAACAAGGUUCAGGAUUGAAGCAGAUUCGGGACAUGUCGCAGUGCAAAGUGCAAUUAGGCCAAACCCCAGAUUCUCAAGGGAACAGGAGAUGUGAUAUCAGUGGACCUACCGUCGAACACAUGGCUAGCGCAAUUCAUGCGAUAGGAACCAGGCUUUUCGACAAAGCAGCACAACAAGAGCGUGUGCAAUUGUCUGUUGCUUUUCCCAAUGGUUACGUUGGACGUGUGAUCGGCAAAGGUGGUUCAACCCUGAAGAUCAUCUCCGAUCAGACUGGCGUGGAGAUGAAGGUGCUGAAGGAUACAGUUAGUGACCAGGGGGACCGGGUUGGUCAUCUUACUGGAAUUCCCAACCAGCUCGGAGCCGCCAUCCGAAUUGCGUUGAAUGCGGUCAACGGCAGUACGCCUGCCCCUGCCCCGCAGAUGAACAACUACCAGGAGUACAAUAGCUAUCGCGGCCAGUCCGGCCAAGGUAUGCAACAAGGCAUAAACAACUGGCGCGCACAAGCUGGUGGAAACAGCACCGGUCCCAUGGGUGGCCCCAUGGGUGGACCCCCCGGUCCCAUGGGUGCUGGUCUGACACAGGUCAGGCCGGCCAGUGGUACCCCUGGGGAGGUGCAGAUUCACAUGGUCAUCCCAUCAAAGUUUGUCGGCUGUAUCCUGGGCAAGGAGGGCUCCCAAAUCAAGCAACUGCUUUCAGAUACAGGAUGUACACACUUGUCAGUGUCAAAAAAAGAAGCUUACGGCGAUGCAGAUCGACGCGUCAUCAUGAUCGGAGGACUCCCGGAGUGCACCAAAGCCCAGGAAGCGGUUUGGCAGAUCUACUCUGAUAAUGCACAGCAAGCUGGUUCGGAGGCAAGCCUCAGCUGCAUCAUGAUGGUGCCUGUUGAGAAAGCUGGCGCUGUCAUUGGGAAAGAGGGAUCGAACCUCAAGCAGAUGCGGGAAAAGUUCGGUUUGAAAGUACUGCUGUCCAAAGAAGUUGUAGAAGGCUUCAGACCCUGCACGAUGAGUGGGGCCAACAUCGACAUGCUUGUGGAGGCGGAAAAGCAAAUUUCAGAACAGAUCUCUGGCACUGAGAGCCCGAUCUCCGGCAAUGGCAUCAAGAGGCCUUUGGAGGGCUUAGUGCCAGCCACUGCCGCCUACACUCAGAACGCCUAUGGAGCUGAUCCAGAGGCCAAAAGACAUAAAGCUAUGCCAGCGGAGCAGCAAAUCAAACUUCUCGUGCCUGCCCAUUGUGCUGGGGCCAUCAUCGGAAAGCAGGGCAGUAUGUUGAAAUCAAUCCGCGAGAGCACAGGUGCUCGGGUAGAAGUGCAAACUGCCGCUCAAACGCCGCCUGAGUUUGACAACGCCCGUGUUGUGAUCAUCAGAGGCGACUUUGAUGUGCGGCAAGCGGCUCUGAUCAAGGUUCUGAGCGCGGCAUUUGAGGAAAGCCAAGCGAACGCUCUGCUGAAGAUGAUGGUGCCACGACAAGUGGUGGGUGCCCUCAUUGGAAAGCAAGGCUCAAACCUGAAGGCAAUAAGAGAAAACAGCGGCAUCAAUGUGCAGGUCCACAAACAAGAACUGCAUGGAGAGCGUUUGGUCGAAGCCCAGGGGCAGUUGGAUGGAAUUCUGCAUGCUGCCAGCCUGGUCAUGGGCUCUUUUGAGGCAGCGACGGCGCCCGAAUACGCGCAGGCAGUUCCUACGAGUUCCAUGGCAUUGGGCAUGGAGUGAUGGCAAGGAGGCCGUGCCUAUGGCAGCUGUAGUUUUGCGGUUUAUCUCCUGAGCCUGGCUGAAACACAAGCAGAGCCAUGCUGACACAGUGCAGCAAAGUCGGGCAAAGAGAA
Molecule: messenger RNA, 1994 nt
Organism: Cladocopium goreaui
Lineage: Eukaryota; Dinophyceae; Suessiales; Symbiodiniaceae
Source: the annotation of a GenBank genome assembly